GGCUCAGUCGCCACUUCAUCCGUGAGCAUCGCGUUUUCCUUGCAAGAUGCGGCCGGACCUGCUGAUUCUGCUGGUGGUCGCCGUCAGCUGCAGCGUUAAUGGCGUUGCCGCUAAUAAAUUGCCCGAAUCGUAUCCACUGUGCAAGAAAACGGAUCCGAAAUUAAAUGAAUGCAUUGAAAAAGCAGCACAUGUUGUUUUACCUCAGCUAAAAGAUGGAAUUCCAUCUAUUAAUGUUCCAUCUAUAGAUCCUCUCAAAGUGACGACUAUCAACAUCGGCCAAGGUCAUGGACCCAUUUCUAUUAAUAUAAAAUUUUCUGAUAUAACUGUGACGGGGCUCAGCGAUGCUCAAGUUCAUAAAGCAGAUAUUGAUUUGAAGAAGUAUUCGCUGAACUUCAAAGGUGCUAUUCAGAACGUGAGUUUAGUGUCGCAGUAUGAGAUGACUGGUCGCAUCCUGCUGCUACCAGUCACUGGCCAAGGUCCCUGCAAGCUCACAUUCACAAACAUCCAAGCUAACUUGGGUCCUAAGGGUAAAGGAGUAACGAAGAAAGGCAAAAAUUACUUCGAUGUUACGGAUUUUUUCUUAGACAUCAACGGCCUUGAUAAACUACAAGUCCAAUUUGAUAACCUAUUCAAUGGUGAUAAAACUCUCGGUAAAUCCAUGAAUAAUUUGCUCAACGAAAACUGGAAAGACUUAUGGUCGGAGCUAAAACCAGCCUUCGAUGAAGUUUUCGGAGAAGUUUUUCAUCAGUACUCGAAAGGAAUUUUCAGUGGAGUAGCUUUCGACGAGAUUUUCUUAGAUUAAAUAGAUAAUUAAAGACUGCUAAAGUUAAUUUGAUCCUCUA
Gryllus bimaculatus (two-spotted cricket) is the source of this 842-nucleotide messenger RNA. Lineage: Eukaryota; Metazoa; Arthropoda; Insecta; Orthoptera; Gryllidae. The record is from the annotation of a GenBank genome assembly.